AUGUCCGCCUCCCUCAAAGCUCAGUCGGAUGCGGCCCAGAUUGACGGCAUCCGUUGGCACAACUUCUCGGCAUUCAAGAACCUGCCGCAGGGUCAGGCGGAGAACAACUUCUUCCACUAUUGCGUGGUCGGCUACCUCGUCUCGUACACCUUCAAGGAGUCCGAAGACGACGUCGACGUCACCAUCGUCAUCAGGAACACUGUUGGCAAGAAGCUGAAGCUCGACCUCGAGGACUGGAGGUAUCGAGAAUGGUUCAAAGGCCAGAUCGCCGACUUUGAGAUCGGCACCCUGGCCGUCUUUCGUUUCUCCGACUGCAACCACUCCUCGGUCACUCUCCACAGCAAGUUCUAUCGUGCCGUUCAUGCGAUCCGUCUCAUUCCAGCUCGCGACCUCACCCCUCGUCAGCAACGUGCGCUAGCCAGCAUCGAUGCUUACGCUAACGUGCUCACUCUGCGACAGAUUGACGCCUUCCGCCUGGCGGAGGUGCUGUCCGUCGAGGACUGGGAGGAGAUCCUCGCGCAAAGCUGCCGGAAGUGGGUGAGGCCGAUCCUCGAAAACGUAGCAGCCAACGAGUCAAAGUACGACGACGUCGAUAUGAGCGAGGAUUCCGACCUCGCGAGCUCUGACGACGGCAGCAACAGCGAGGACAACAAGUGA
Pseudozyma flocculosa PF-1 is the source of this 657-nucleotide messenger RNA. RefSeq lists its product as uncharacterized. Lineage: Eukaryota; Fungi; Basidiomycota; Ustilaginomycetes; Ustilaginales; Ustilaginaceae. The record is from RefSeq and is a predicted model, not a curated record. Bases 1 to 657 code for a protein of 218 amino acids. The transcript has 2 exons.